Messenger RNA from Gasterosteus aculeatus aculeatus (three-spined stickleback), 3971 nucleotides. The record is from RefSeq and is a predicted model, not a curated record. Lineage: Eukaryota; Metazoa; Chordata; Actinopteri; Perciformes; Gasterosteidae.
GAAGCAGGAAACCUCGUCCCUGGACCACCUGCCACCCAGAGAAGCCUCCGUGGAAACCCACAGCCACUGUUAUCUCCAGAGAGGAAGGUCCACCCUGUUCCUGUUCGGCAGACUGAACAAAUAAAAAGCUUUUUGUAAACUACAACAGGGAUCACACCCCAGAUACUCUCCUGUCCCCGCAGAGACGAGGACUAGACGGUGUUUUUAAUGGACGUGAACGUAGAAAGUAUAUCUGUAGUGACGGAAAGCCUGUUUAUUUUUAUUUUUCAUUUUAAUGUUUAGCUGCAUUUGAAACGAACGCCUUUAAAUUAAAGGUUGUACAAAAUAAAAGAAAGCAAAAGAAAGGCGCACGCGGCGGGGCGCACCGUGUGAGUGACAGGCGCCGCCGCCGCCCACUGGCGGGCGAGCCAGGUGACCUCAUCGUGUCGCGUGCGUCGACGAGUCGGCACAACGCUGCCGAGAGCGCGCGGAGGCGCGCCGAGCCGAGCCGAGCUGAGCGAUGCCAUGCUCCCAUCGAGGAGAACGCAGAUGGACAGCCUGGUUCAGCCGCUCGUCGCCCAGUACCUCGCCAUGGGCUGUCAAUCAGGAGAGAAGAAACCCAACGAAAGUACGACACCGGACGAGAAGGGGAAGGACGACGCGAGAGCGUCUCCAGGAUGCAUCUCCAGGUCUAGAGUUUCUCCUCCGGGCCGACCUCACAGGUUCCACAAGCCCGGCCCGGCCCAAAGCGCCCCGGUGAAGUCCAUGAUGCCCCUGGGUCCCCUCACCAAGGGGGGGAGCUGGGAGGACCUCAUCCAGGCCUGUCUGCAGUGCUUCGACUCGGACGGCGGCGUGUGCGGAAGCGGCCACCUGUUGAACAUCACCCUGGCCAUGCACCGUAUCCACAUCUCCUCCUGUGAGCUGCUGGACAAACUCGCCACCCAAUUCCAAAAAGCGCUUGACAAUGAGCAGCCGACCGAGUGCCAGAGGAUAUGCUACCUCAUCAGGCACUGGAUCCAGGAAUUUUGGAUGAUGUUCCGGUUGCACCACAGCUUGUCAGACCGCCUGGACCAGUUCCGUGAGCUGAUCAGGGAGCAGGGACAGGAGCAUCUUUGCUCCCUCCUCGAGACCAAAUUCAUAAGUGAACGGGACUGGUCGUGGAAGGCGAGCCAGAAGAUUAAAGCUAACAGCAGUAAAAAAAGGAAGGUCUCUCUUCUUUUUGAUCACCUGGAGCCCAUUGAGCUGGCUGAGCAUCUCACCUUCCUGGAAUUCAAGUCCUUCUGCAGGAUAUCAUUUGUAGACUACCAGAAUUACAUUAGAAGCUGCUGCAUGAAAGACAUCCCCGUGAUGGAGCGUUCCAUCGCCCUGUGCAACGGAAUCUCCCAGUGGGUUCAGCUGAUGGUGCUGAGCAGGCCGACCGCUCAGCUGAGAGCGGAGGUUUUCACCAAGUUCAUCCACGUUGCAAAGAAUCUACACAUCAUGCACAAUUACAACACACUAAUGGCGGUGGUGGGAGGGCUUUGUCACAGCUCCAUCUCCAGACUGAAGGACACCACCUCACACGUUCCCAGCGAGGUCACCAAGGUACUGAACGAGAUGACGGACAUGCUGUCGUCCUGCCGCAACUAUGACAACUAUAGACAAGCGUACAGCAGGUGCACAGGUUUCAAAAUCCCCAUCCUGGGCGUUCACCUCAAAGAUCUGAUUUCGGUCAACGAGGCCAUGUCGGACUACGUGGAGGACAGCAAGGUGAACGUCCAGAAGCUCCAGGCGCUGUACAGCCACAUUAACGAGCUGAUCCAGCUCCAGCUGAUUCCUCCCAGGCUGGACGCCAACAAGGACCUGGUCCACCUGCUGACGCUGUCCUUGGACCUUUACUACACCGAGGACGAGAUCUACGAGCUGUCGUACACCAGAGAACCCAAGAACUGUAAAGCCCUUCCACCCACCCCCUCUAGACCUUCAGUGGUUGUGGACUGGGCCCGAGGAGUGGCUCCCAAACCGGACCCCCGAACCAUCAGCAAACACGUGCAGAGAAUGGUGGAUUCGGUGUUUAAGAACUACGACCACGACGAGAACGGCUUCAUCUCUCAAGAGGAAUUUGAGAAAAUCGCUGCUAGCUUUCCGUUUUCCUUCUGUGUCAUGGACAAAGAGAAGGAAGGCCUGAUCAGCAGAGCGGAGAUCACGGCUUAUUUCAUGCGGGCGAGCGUCAUCUGCUCCAAACUGGGUCUCGGCUUCGUCCACAACUUUCAGGAGACCACUUACAUGAAACCAACGUUCUGCGACAACUGCUCCGGCUUCUUGUGGGGCGUCAUCAAGCAAGGCUACAAAUGCAAAGACUGCGGGAUGAACUGCCACAAGCUGUGCAAGGAGCAGGUGGCGUUUGAGUGCAAGAAGAACGCCAAAGUGACCGGCGCCGUCGACAGUCCGACGCCGCCGAGCUCCGCCCCGGUGACCACGGCCGCCUCAGAGGGCUCAGAAGAAUGUCCUUUCCCCUACCCGCCGGACGGCGGCAAAGACGGGAGCCCCGGGUCCCCGGUCCCCUCCUAUCCGAGGCCUCGUCAGGUCCACAGCGCCACCCAGACGGAGGGACCCCACCCGUCCCCCACCGGGACCCGCCGGCCCCCUCUGCUGGUCCCGGCACCGCCGCCGCCGCCGCCUCUCUCCUCGUGUCCCAGCCCGCUGCCCCAGAGGAAGCAGCGACACUGCGCCAAGUGGGAAAACGGAGCGUCGGUGGCGCGGAGGCCCAGAGGGCCGGACGGGGAGAACAAACCCGGCUGCGAACCUCUGGAAUCGGACGACGAGAGGCUGCAGGAAACCAACGGGACACUACUGAGGAAGCUGAAGGAGGCAGAGAGGGAGGUGGAGAUACUGAAGACGCUGCUCAAGAGGCACGCUCUCCACCACGUGGAGGAGGACUCCUCCUCCUAGGAGCACGCCGGCGGCGGCUAGAGCGCCACUGCCCCCUUGUGGCGAGGGGGAGCACGUAUAAAUCUGGUUGGUGAUAACCAGUGAAAGGAUUUGGCUUUAGGUCUGGUUGAGUAGGAUCUAGAGCGCAUUGGCUAUUCAAGGUGUUUUAAAGCUAGUGGUAUACAGCCAAACAAGCAGGCCAAUCAUUACGUCACCAGUAAGGAGGUCAAGAACCUUCUCGAGGACUAUCGAUUUUUUUGGAACCAGCGACAGUCUAUAGUGCCCGAAAAGCCAUUAGCAAUGCUGAGGUGUUCUCUUUAACGAGGCUUCGAGGGAGCAGGAGGACUCGACUGUUUUGUACAGUUUGCAGCAGAAUGGAAAGCGUUGCGAUGAGCAUUAAUCACUUUUUUUUAGUGAACCAGCGAGAAAGGGGUUCACUAUGUCAAAGCUGGGUGAGUAUUUAAGAGGAAGAACAGGGCAGAGUGUGUUCGAUCAGUUCUUGAUUAAUAAUGAGAUUAGAUAUUUAUAUUAAACAUGAAAUGGAAAUUCAAGAGUUUUUAACGUGUUUAUCACAAGUGCAACAUGAUUAUUAUUAUUAUUGUUAUUAUUAUAAUCAUGAACCACGAGUGGCCCCUGAUUGAAGCAGCAGAAUGAAGGCUGGAGGCGUCAUAAGUACAGAACUAUUGUUGCUCUGCAUCAUAGUCCCUGUUCAUGCCGAUGCACGAGAUGUUGUCAGUGCUUCUGUUAAUAUUUAUUGUAUUUAACACUACACAGGUCAUGUCGGGAGUGACAGAAAUUGACAUUUUGUAGAGCAUACUGGUACUUUCUGUGAAGUAUUUAUGCUUGUGUGUGUUACUUUGCAUCAUAUUGAUUUGCAUUUAUUGUUGUUGUGCAGCCAUGUCACCUUAUUGCUGUGUGGCCUGUUGUGUUAAACUGUGAGUCAAGCUACAUGGGUUUGUAGGGUGUGUAAUGUGCUGUAAAUACAAAGUAUACACAUGGUCAUCCUAAUUGAGUUAAGCGUCAUUCUUUUUCUCAGCAUUGUUGUUUUAUCGUGAUAAUAAAUACUGUAUUAUAUGUAAAAA